AUGGAAAGUCACGGCUCAUUCUACAAGCCGCAUUCAAGCAACAAACGAAUUCUAUUCGCCUACAAGACAGUGUCCAAACUAACGGCUCCGAAGCCUGCAAAUUCCACACUUUUCAAAUACAUCCAAGGCGCAUGCCAUAAGGAGAGGUGA
Messenger RNA from Histoplasma mississippiense, 150 nucleotides. RefSeq lists its product with no specific name. The record is from RefSeq and is a predicted model, not a curated record. Lineage: Eukaryota; Fungi; Ascomycota; Eurotiomycetes; Onygenales; Ajellomycetaceae. The transcript has 2 exons. The coding region runs from base 1 to 150 and encodes 49 amino acids.